AAUACCGUGCCACCACAGGCGGCCUCCUCCAUUGCUUCUCUUCUCCUCUCUUCUUCCUCUCUCCGUUGCCAGAGCGCCGUCAGCCAUCGUCGCCGGGAAACGGGAGUCACUUUGUUGCUGAGACUUGAGACGGGCAGAAUGUCUUCUUCGCCUCCGGCGUCGACGGUGUCGGACGCGGCGGCGGCGGCGGGGCCGCCGUCGCAGCUGGCCAUCAGCAACGGGGUGCUGCUGGCGGCGGUGAUCUUCCUCUUCAUGGUCGUCGUCUUCGUCUUCCUCCUCUACCUCUACGCCAAGCGCUUCCUGGGGGCCAACCCCAUGCUCAACGGCGCCGGGACGGCCUCCUCGCGCUUCAUCUUCGUCGGCGACUCCCCGUUCCCGCGCCGCGGCCUGCCGGCCUCCGUGCUCCGGACCCUCCCCGUGGCCGUAUACGGCAGCGGCGCCUCGCCCAAGACGCCCGGCGGCGGGAGGAGGAGCAGCCGCGACGCGCUCGAGUGCGCGGUGUGCCUCUCGGAGGUGGCCGACGGCGAGAAGGUGCGGACGCUGCCCAAGUGCGGCCACCGCUUCCACGUCGACUGCAUCGACAUGUGGUUCCACUCCCACGACACCUGCCCGCUCUGCCGCGCCCCCGUCGGCGCCGACGCCGAGCCCGCCGCCGAGGGGCUCCCCCGCGUGCCGCGCGAGGACCACGCCACGCCGGAGUUCCCCAUGUUCCCCACCAACGUCCUCUUCUGGGGCACCCACGACGACGUCUCCAACGGCGGCCUCGGAGGGAUGCCGCCCCCGCCUGCCCCGGCGCCCCCGAUCGCCGCCGCCUCCACCAGCUCCUCGGCGUCCGGGCGCAGGAAGGAGAACCUGGUGAUCGACAUCCCCACCCGGGCAAUGGCGGUGGGCGCCGCGUCGUCCCCCGUGACGCCGCUGCCGGCGAGCGACCUGCGGUCCCCCAUGUCCGCCCGGCUCCGCUCGCUGCGCCGGCUCCUGAGCAGGGGCAAGCAGGCCGUGGUGGGCGCGUCCUCCUCCAGCCCGCGCGGCGGCGGCGACAUCGAGCAGGGCCUCGCCGGACGCCCGCCGAAGACGCCCAAGACACCUCCGGCGUCGAACUGAUCCGAAAACUACAUAGCUCUCUGGCGCAUUGGCUCGCCUCGCCGAUCACCGGAGAGUCUAUACAUACAUGUGUUCAUUCUUUCAUCUUCUCCCCUUUAAUUCUCUUUUCUUCUUCUCUUUUCCGCCAAGGAUUUUGGCCAGAAAUUCUGAUGUAAACAAAAAGAUGUUUGGCAUUGGUGUCACUGAUUGGUUAUUGAUGUCGAUGGAUCAUUGAUGAAA
Triticum dicoccoides is the source of this 1320-nucleotide messenger RNA. RefSeq names its product RING-H2 finger protein ATL3-like. NCBI's taxonomy places the organism in Eukaryota, Viridiplantae, Streptophyta, Magnoliopsida, Poales, Poaceae. The record is from RefSeq and is a predicted model, not a curated record. The transcript has a single exon. Bases 139 to 1101 code for a protein of 320 amino acids.